GAAAAGGACACUGUUCUGCUCUACUGAGAUUACUACCUGGAAACGCUGACCUACUUGUCUCUCAUGAUACCUGGAACAGCUACCAGAGUAUGCUCAGGAUUAUAAAGAAGUAUAAUAUGCCCUUCAAGAGAAGUUCAAGAAGUUCUGAGAUUAUUCCUGGUCACACCUUGUCCUUCAGUGGAUAUCCUGGGGUUAUUUAUAGUGGAGACGAUUUCUCCAUUCUUUCAUCAGGGUUAACUGUACUUGAAACUACAAUUGGAAACAGUAAUCCAGAUCUUUGGACUCAGCUCACCCCUCAUUCAGUUCUCGAGGGGAUCAGAUCUACUGUAGCCAACAGACUGGCAACCGAUGGCAGAUCGUGGACCAACAUAUUCUCUAUACACAAUAGUGGAACCUACAACAACCAGUGGAUGGUUGUUGAUUACAACCAGUUUACUCCCGGAGACAAGGAGUUGAAACCCAAUCUUCUCUGGGUCCUAGAACAGAUACCAGGAUAUAUACAAACUAAAGAUCUUACUCAGAUAAUUGAAAGCCAGGGAUUCUGGCCGAGCUAUAAUUCCCCGUAUUUCAAGGAUGUUUAUAAUAUGAGUGGAAACCAAAGAUUGGUAGAGCAGUAUGGAGACUGGUUUUCAUACGAGAAAACUCCAAGAGCUCAAAUCUUUCACAGGGAUGCAGUAAAAGUUACAGAUAUCCCCAGUAUGAUUAAACUAAUGAGAUACAACAACUAUACCCAGGAUCCUUUAUCUGUUUGUGAUUGCAGUCCUCCCUAUAGUGCUGAGAACUCUAUAUCUGCUAGGAAUGAUCUCAACCCACUAAACGGAACUUAUCCUUUCCCAGCCCUGAGCCAUAGAAGUCAUGGGGGAACUGACAUGAAGUUGACCUCGUACAAAAUGGCGCAAAACUAUCAGCUGAUUGCACAGGGCGGACCCACGUGGGAUCCACUUCCGCCUUUCAGAUGGUCUGAGCAGGAUUUCAAGGAUACUCCACAUGUCGGUCAACCUGACCUCUGGCAAUUUGAUCCUGUCGAGGUUACAUGGAACUAAUGUCGAGGUUACAUGGAACUAAUGUCGUGGUUAUAUGGAACUAAUGUCGAGGUUACAUGGAACUAAUGUCGAGGUUACAUGGAACUAGUGUCGAGGUUACAUGGAACUAAUGUCGAGGUUACAUGGAACUAAUGUCGAGGUUACAUGGAACUAAUGUCGAGGUUACAUGAAACUAAUGUCGAGGUUACAUGGAACUAAUGUAGAGGUUACAUGGAACUAUUGUCGCGGUUACAUGGAACUAAUAGACGUUGUCUUUGCUAAAGAAAUUUUCUCAAUUGUUAAAUAAAUGAGUUAAUUUAUAAAAAUAAAAUUUUUAUUAAAAUAA
This is a messenger RNA of Eurytemora carolleeae, 1368 nucleotides long. RefSeq names its product putative phospholipase B-like 2. Gene Ontology annotation, molecular function: glycerophospholipase activity. NCBI's taxonomy places the organism in Eukaryota, Metazoa, Arthropoda, Copepoda, Calanoida, Temoridae. Gene Ontology annotation, cellular component: extracellular region. The record is from RefSeq and is a predicted model, not a curated record. Gene Ontology annotation, biological process: phospholipid catabolic process.